CCCACCAUCCUCAGUUUGUCACCACCAUCCUCCAUCCUUCACCAACUCUCGUCACCGAUCCUGCCCCUCCAAAUCCUUUCACCCACAUCUCAUAAAUCCCCUAAGUAGCAGCUCAUUGUUCCCUACUCCGCCGCAGUCGCGUGUUGACUUCAAUAGCCUUGGGUUUCCCUUUUCGACAAGCAAAUGCUAGUCCCCCCUCAAGUUCUGGCUAUCUUUGCCCUUCGGGCUUCCAUUUUAGGAGGAAUCAUCUUUCUCACUCACAAUUUUCUAGUAAAAUUGAGCAUGAAACCAAUCUCGUUCUUCCUCUAAUUUUGGUAGAUUUAAAUGAAUAUUGACCAUUUAGAUUUGGGGGAAAUGCAUAGGAUUUAUGAGUAUUCCGUUUCUUAUCUUUUUGAAAGAUUGUGACACUGUUUGUCUAGUGUUUAGUUGUUGUUCUGCUUAGAUUCCCCUGCUAUCUUUGCCAUGAAAUUUUACUGUUCAUGCAAAAAAUUAUGCUGUCUUUGCUGCUGUUUUACUAGAAAAUCCUGUUGUUUUUGCCAUAAAAUUUUACUGUUCAUGCAAAAAAAAAAUUAUGCUAUUUUUGCUGCUGCAUUUUCUGUAACCUGUUUUGCUACUGCAUUUUCUACAACUUGUUUUUCUAUUGUACUUUUCUGCAAUCUGUUUUUCUGCUAUAUUUUUCUGCAAUCUGUUUUGCUGCAUUUUCUGUAACUUGUUUUGCUGCUGCAUUUUCUGUAACUUGUUUUGCUGCUGCAUUUUCUGUAACUUGUUUUGCUGCUGCAUUUUCUACAAUCUUGGCUGCUUUUGCUUCUGCAUUUUUGCUACAUUUCCCCAGUUGUUUCUGCACUGUUUUUAAACCAGAAAAUUCUGUAUUUUCCCCAGAAAAAUUUUGCAUUUUGCUGCAUUUUUCCUUGCUGUUUUCAGCAGUAUUUUCCCCCAAAAUUUUUUUGCCAUUUGCCAAGUUUUGCUGCUCCUUGCCGAAAAUGUUUGGUAGGUCAACUGUCAUUUUUGGAAAUUUAUAUAUGACUAUACGUGUGAGUUAUAUAUAUAUAUAUACUAGUAAGGUUUUGGUGGGUAGAAUGGCAAGAGGAGAUAGGGAGAAAUUGUUCCUUUGGUAUAGAACUUGGUACUAGAAUUAAAGAUCAAUUUUAGU
This is a messenger RNA of Rubroshorea leprosula, 1150 nucleotides long. The record is from the annotation of a GenBank genome assembly. Lineage: Eukaryota; Viridiplantae; Streptophyta; Magnoliopsida; Malvales; Dipterocarpaceae.